GACUGGCUCUCGUCACUGCCAUUCCAUUCAGUCUAGUGGCGCGCGGCGGGGCGGCUACCGGCGGGCGCGUGAACCGAGGCGGCCGCGGCGGAAGUGACCGGCGGGCCAGGUGCCUGCCGCCACCAUGCUCCCGUUGUCACUGCUGAAGACGGCUCAGAAUCACCCCAUGUUAGUGGAGCUUAAAAACGGGGAGACGUACAAUGGGCACCUGGUAAGCUGUGACAACUGGAUGAACAUCAACCUGCGCGAGGUGAUAUGCACAUCUAGGGAUGGGGACAAGUUCUGGCGGAUGCCCGAGUGCUACAUCCGCGGCAGCACCAUCAAGUACCUGCGCAUCCCCGAUGAGAUCAUUGACAUGGUCAAAGAAGAGGUGGUAGCCAAGGGUCGGGGCCGUGGUGGCCUGCAGCAGCAGAAGCAGCAGAAAGGCCGUGGCAUGGGGGGUGCUGGACGAGGUGUGUUUGGCGGCCGUGGCAGAGGCGGGAUCCCAGGCACUGGCAGAGGUCAGCCAGAAAAGAAGCCCGGCAGGCAGGCGGGUAAACAGUGAGCUGGCCCUGCGUUACCCAGAGACUUAAGCCCUCCCCCAACAGGCUGCAUGUCUGCUCCAGUCCAUGAGUCUGUUCAGAACAGAAAAAAAGAGGCAGGUGUUGGGGGGACCCCACCUGUGCAUUUUGUGGUCCUCCUCUUUAUGUUGUCUUUUUUAAAAUUGAUUUUUAAUAGAAGAAGGGAGAGAGAGAGAAACAUUGAUGUGAGAAAAACAUCAUCAAUCUACUGCCUCCGGCAUGUACCCUGACUGGGGAUGGGACCCGCAACCUGGAUAUGUGCCCUGACUGGGAAUUGAAACUGCAACCUUUUGGUGUACAGGACAAUGUUCCAAUCAACCAAGCCACACCGCCAGAGCAUUAAGUCCUUUUUUUAAGCCAGCAUUUCUACAGUUGAAAAUAUUAUUUGGUGGUUUUGAUUUUGUGAAGUCACAGCCAACUUGAUUCCUGGAAGGUUCUGUGUGUGAAUGCAUCUGUAGAGCCUUCCCCCUUGUGUUAUCGGGGGCAUUUUCCAAAUAGGUUUGUUUUGUAUCUCUUGUUGGAUCCCUGUGUGGCAAACAGAUGGGAAGUUUUCAUUUUAAGGUCUUUGCACUGAGAUUGACAGUCCAGGGAUUUUUCCUGAGACAGACCUGAAACUUUUUUCAUAACAAAUCCGCACAGACAUGUGCCUCAGAUGCUGUUGUGGGGCCUUGGUUGGGCUGUUCCUUUGCCUUUCUCCCUCUUUUGUGUUACAAAAAUAAAAACAAAACAACUACAAACCA
Myotis lucifugus (little brown bat) is the source of this 1300-nucleotide messenger RNA. It is a transcript of the gene LSM4, whose product is annotated as LSM4 homolog, U6 small nuclear RNA and mRNA degradation associated. Gene Ontology annotation, molecular function: U6 snRNA binding. Lineage: Eukaryota; Metazoa; Chordata; Mammalia; Chiroptera; Vespertilionidae. Gene Ontology annotation, biological process: spliceosomal snRNP assembly; P-body assembly; nuclear-transcribed mRNA catabolic process. The coding region runs from base 125 to 544 and encodes 139 amino acids. The transcript is spliced from 5 exons. Gene Ontology annotation, cellular component: spliceosomal tri-snRNP complex; U6 snRNP; P-body. The record is from RefSeq and is a predicted model, not a curated record.